Durusdinium trenchii is the source of this 1074-nucleotide messenger RNA. The record is from the annotation of a GenBank genome assembly. NCBI's taxonomy places the organism in Eukaryota, Dinophyceae, Suessiales, Symbiodiniaceae.
AUGACCUACGACCUAUCCGAUACCUUGAGCGAUGGCUAUGAGGGCAUGGGUCCAGUGAUUUCCAACAUUUUGCAUGCCGUCACCCCGUUGGUGGCCGGGCGUUUCGUCCGAGAACAAGGGCAAACGCAAGGGAUCAGCAUCACGGACAUGCUCAACGGCGGGGCACGCUUUAUCGAUUUCCGCAUCAUGUAUACUCGGGGCCCUGAUCGAGCAAUUGGAGAGAAGGAUUGGUACUGCCUACAUGGCUGCGAGAGCCAAAAGAAGGCCUUGGAGUAUCUGAAAGACGUCCGCACGUGGAUGGACGCACACCCACAGGAGCUCGUGGUGCUUUGGGCCUCACGCCACGGCAAUACCGGAGCUUGUGGGACGGACCAAUACCCGGACACCACGCCGCAAGUGCGACAGGCGUUUUUCAAGCAGGUGCAGGAGGUCUUUGGAGAGCUGCUUUUCAACAGCACCCAACGACUGAACGAGACUUCGGUGCUUUCUCUUCAGAAGAGAAAUCAGCGCCUCGUGUGGUUGGCCACCGACUACGUGGAGUCCACCGAGUCCUCCCCGUUGGCGGUGGAUGCCAAGAGCAUCGACAACCAACUGGUGAACUCCGGUCAUGGUCUUGGAGCGAUCAAGUUCCUCAGACAAGGCGGACCCAAGCGGCGUGAUUCCUCUGCUCAGAAUCGCUUUUUGCUCAUGAGCAUGGCUGCGGGCGUGGCCAAGGAGGCCAUCGAGGCAGCGGCCAAGAUUGAAUUCCUGCCCAACGUCUUCGGCACUCAUGAUAAAUGGAGAAAGGAGUGUGCCGCGACCAGCGGUGUUCCAAAUAUGACCUUCUGCCCGAAGUACCUCAUGGAGUGGAGUUUGAUGACAAACUUCUACAACCAGAAAGUGAUCGACAUGGCGUACGUCGAGGGCGCUGCUGAUCUGGACGUGGAUUUUCCCAACGCCAUCUACCUGGAUGCCAUGGACCUUGGGGGUCUCAUUCGCACAGGUACAGCGACAAUAAACCCAUUGGAGGAGGGACCGGUCCAUGGCACCGAUGGAUUUGCCUAUUCCGCCACGGUGAUUGCGGCCACGGUCUGA